This is a messenger RNA of Boleophthalmus pectinirostris (great blue-spotted mudskipper), 1508 nucleotides long. RefSeq lists its product as uncharacterized. Gene Ontology annotation, molecular function: ubiquitin protein ligase activity. Gene Ontology annotation, biological process: protein ubiquitination. NCBI's taxonomy places the organism in Eukaryota, Metazoa, Chordata, Actinopteri, Gobiiformes, Gobiidae. The transcript has 4 exons. The record is from RefSeq and is a predicted model, not a curated record. The coding region runs from base 540 to 1022 and encodes 160 amino acids.
AUACUUUUACCUAUUUAGAUUUAUGUAGCUUGUCAUAUAACCAAACCAGAUAAAUAGUAGACAUGGAGGACACGCCUGCCCUCCUGUCUUUAAUCCCAAACUUCCCACGCGCGUUUCCCCAUCUGCCCUCUGUCAGUGAACAAAGCGCGUCUUCCCGGUUCUCCAGCUGUUCUGUGUUGUGUGUUGCGUGUGCUGCUCUAUGGGGCUGCUGGAGGCUGUGGACAGGAGGAGGAGAGACGGGAAGAGAGACGGACACUCCGGUAUGUCCCGCCCCCGUUCACAUCACGCACACUCGGCCCUGGUAGGAGGCAGACGAGUUUGGCUGCGGCUUUCCUCCGUCAGUUCGUAGGAAGCAGCUCCGCUAGGUGGAAACUGGGCCCAAGAGCAGUGGGCUCUGGGAAUGAACUUUCCCCAACUUUAGAAAAAGAAGCUUCCUGGUGCCUGAAAACUGUCAUUUUCGACAAUCAUCCCUUCUCAGCAUCAUCUUGUCUUUACUUUGCAUGGUACUUCUUAUAUAGUAUUACCAGUUGACUUACACCAUGGUUUUAUGUGAGGAUAUAGAGUGCAGUGUGUGCCUUUUACCAUACACCCGUCUGGAGCGCAUCCCUCGUCUGCUGCAUUGCCUGCACACGUUUUGCCAGCCUUGCUUGGAGACGCUCUCUCAGUCCCGGGUCGGCCUCAUCACAGUGAGCUGCCCCCUCUGCCGCCGGGUCACCUGUGUGGGGCAGCGUCUCGGGCUCCAGGGGGCCCUGUGGGUGGAUAGCAGCCUUUGGGACCAGAUUGAAGAGGAAGACAAGGAGGAAAAAGAAGAGAAGCACCGGUUCAAACAGUAUGGGACCUUAGUUGGAUCAGGCAAAAAAGAAUCAUCGUGCCUGUUUGGCAGAUCCUCCAGGACUAAGUUGAAGUUCCCCGCCUUUUUGAAACGCUUCACUCUGACAAAGCAGCAACAGGAGCAGAUCGUCCCUGGCAGCAACGUGGAGAUGAAAUCCUGGCGUAGGCUUUCUACCGCAGAUGAUUUUUGAAACCUUUUGGUAAACUUUUAAGGUUUUUUUUUUUUUUUUUGUACUUUUGCGUCAGUCUCGGGACCUCCUAAAUCAGCAUAGAGGAGCAGUGGAGCAGGACCCAGAGCCGUUAUGUGGAUCCAUUUGUAAAGCUGUCAACAGACGCCAUUGUUCCCAGCCAAAGGUUUCCCCAUUAUUUAUUUGGGACUUAAUUCUGCCAGCUGCUGCUUUGGGAUUGGGUUCAGACGACUCCCCAGACCACAGAUGGUCUCCUGAAGACGCACACAAAUGAACUGUAAUUAUUACUCUCCCUACUUAAAAAACAGAACAAAACAAAACAAAAAAAACACUGGUACAGUAUUUAAUAAAAGUAUUUUUCUUCACACGUGUCAGUGUGUUGGAAGAUUCAAAGGUGACAUCAAGUAUUACAAUUUCUGUUUAAAUUUCACUCAAUGGAGAGAUUAGUACUGGAUGUAAAACAUUAUUAAAGAAUAAGUAGUAAAAGUU